CCCCGGGACAUCUUAUUGACACUAUGUUGUUGAAUAUAAAUGCUCUAGUUCAUCGUAAACGAUCAGUUGAACCAGAAACAUGAAAGUGUCUCUUGGAAAUCUCGGUAAAAAAAAUCCAGACGUCGAAGCCGGGGAGGAUAAAUCAGUGAAGAUUCUGGUGUCCGCUGAGAGCAAGUCUUCUAGAUGCUUCAAGAUUAUAAAAUUGAUUUUUUAUCUGGAGAUAAUCCUGUUCCUGGGGUUAUUUGGUUUUAUCACGAUUCAGUGGUGGCUGGUGGGUCCAAAAAUCUUUGAGUUAUCAUCCACGAGAGAUGGGAUCGCUGGGUUCCGGUGGACACCAUCAUCUGGGUCAGGAAGCGAUGACCCCAGGACCUCGGGGUUGUCUGGAUAUCAGAGAGUCAUCGAUCCAGAAGAUGAAUUCGUUGUGAGUCAAGCUAAGACAUUCGUUGAUGAUGACGUGAGCCACGAGACGUACAAAGCUGAAGAGAUUGUUCCAGACGACUCGAAGGAUUCGGGUAUUCAAACUGGUUUGGGACUUCUCAAGGAAGAUCCAUCGAGAGAAGACACACCAGUAACACAAUCAGCUGCAAGUGAAUCCGCAGGGAUGAGCGUUGGAGAUCUAGAAGACAGCUACAAAAAAGAAGAACAGCUGUCAAGAGUUUGGGAAGACGCCGAUGUCUUCCGGAGUUCUAGCUCAGAAACUCCCGAGGAUGAUGAAAGAACUGUCUCGACUCAAGGUAGUGUAGAAUCUGUAGAUGAACCUGGAAAUGAUUCAAUUGUCGAGCCCCCGAGUUCAACACCAGAAGAGAUCGAAGGACUGAUCAAUCCAUCGACAACACCGAAUCCUGAAGAGAUGAUCGUUGAUUAUUUUGAAUACGACGAUCCGACGUCUUAUGAAAAAUCAUUCGGGGAAUCUGAGUUGUCGGGGUUCAGCACUGGAGCAUCCCCGAAAGACUCGGAAUAUACCAGCGAUUGGCCGGAUGUCUAUGACGAACGAUAUUCACCAGAAGAAAAAUGUGGCGAGGGUCAAAUUAGCAUAUCUAGUCUUGGAAAUCUUCGGCUAUUACUCCCUGAAGACCGGCUCGGCUGUAUCGAUGGUAGAACAGUGUACGAAAUAAUCUUCAAGUAUAAAAAUGCCCGGAGCAGCAUCCGGGCGUCUGUGUCGACGCACGCGGGGGAAUCCCAGUGAAAAUCGCGCGGGAGUUUCAAAUUAAAAAACCGAAAAAAUUGGAUAGACCAUUAUAUUCGAUUUGGAUUGGCUCCUGGUGGAUUCUAUUGUGAUUUUUUAAUAUAAAUAAUACCUAACACCUCAUGAUUGUUAUAAAUAUAAAAUAUUCGAUGAAAUAAAUUUUUAACACUCGGUUUUUAUAUCGGGAGCCAUUUAGUGAA
This is a messenger RNA of Fopius arisanus, 1386 nucleotides long. RefSeq lists its product as uncharacterized. The record is from RefSeq and is a predicted model, not a curated record. Lineage: Eukaryota; Metazoa; Arthropoda; Insecta; Hymenoptera; Braconidae. The transcript has 2 exons. The coding region runs from base 80 to 1186 and encodes 368 amino acids.